UCUAAACAAACCACCAAAUCUUUGAUUCUCAACCGUUUUAAGUGGUUUUGCUUCUCAUUCGUUUGGAAUCUCGAGUUCUCUCUGUUUUUGCAGAUCACUUCACCAGUUUCCACAGAUGGCAAGAACUAAGCAAUCCGCCAAGCGAACGAGAGCCAUGUGCAGCACGCCACCCCCGCAAGUGCAGCAACAAACGUCCGCCUCCUACCCAUGGCCCCGUGAGCAAGAGGGUGAACUGAUUGAUCUCGACAGCCCAUUGCUCCUGGACUUCAAUUGCGAGGGGUGGGAUAAGGGGACAGCAGCGCGUUACAACGCCCUCCUCCGAGUCGACAUGCUACCCACUCGUUUCUGCCACGCGGAAACUUUGGCUGAUCUUGGGAUCGACGAGGAUGUAUUCGAGACGCUGCACGCCAUAGGGAUUGCUCCUCUGUGCUACACAACGCACGGGCUCUACCCAGACCUUGUUCGCCAGAUGCUCGCCACAGCCACGAUCACUUACGAGGAUUCCGACGCACCCUCCUACGCCAACUGCUCGUUCUCUUUCAUGGCAGAUGGAGAGUACUGCUCCUUGUCCCUCGACAAGCUCAAUGAAAUCUAUGAGAUGGCCACUGAACCGAAGGGGGUAGCGGUGGCGAAAAAGUUCUCUCCCUCUAACGCCUUUUGGGACUGCAUUGCAAAUGGGAACUUCACAGCCGGAAAGGUCUACCAGUCGCAGAUUCGGAACCCCGCGCUUCGUGUCAUCGCGAAGAUCAUCUCAAACCUCCUGUUCGCUAAGGAUCUGACCUCGAAGGUCACCAACGGGGAGCUGCAAACCCUGUACACUGGUAUUGAGGAUGAAAUUCGCGCUUCUGGAUCCGGAAUUCCCAUUCAAAAGGUUAAGACGAAUCCCGGUUUCAACUUCAUGACCAUGAUAUGCGAGCGGCGACAGUGCCUUAUGCACGGCUCGAAGAAGAAAGACAGGAGCGGCAGCCUGCUCACACCGCUUUUCAAGCAUUUCGGCAUUGAUCUCACCAAAUACAGCGUCAACAAGGAGGUCCAGUACCUCGACAUUAGGUACCUAAUGGCGUGCCACAUCAUGCGAGAUGAAGAGACCUACAGCUUUUUCGAUAAAGCCGGUACUCAACUAUUCACCAAACUGCCUCACCCCGAGAUCACCAGGUUCAGUGUGUUUGAGAACAUACGGUUUCUUCCUCCCCCCGAGCUCCUUUGCACUGAUCCACGUGCUGCGGUCCCUGAUGAAAACAUGGAUGAUGUUGAGGACGUCACCCCUGAAGCCGACCCAUCGUACGACCUCGGAGAGCUCGCUGAUGUAUCCGAUGAUCACGCUUACAGACGCUGGAUGGUGGACUCGCAGCGAAAGAACAACAGCCUCAUGCGGAGGAUACUCCACCUCAUCACUGGGGGAUGCAUUGGAGGGAGCGACCAGCGCCAGUCCACGACAGAUCGCCCACCAAGAUCUCACCGUCCCGGCAAGGAACCCAUGGGAACUGGUCCUUCUUCAGAAGAGGUUCAUCGCUCGCGCAACAGGCGAUCCCUUGACCCAGCCGAGAGCGGCGAGUCCGACUGAGUCCGCAAGGACUAUCCUCUAUCCAUUGUUCUAUCCAUCUGAACUUGUUAUUUUUAUUUUUAACGUUUUAUGCUGUGUUGCUUUUUGGCUGACCUCAGCUUCAUUUCCACCAGGGAUGGUGUCGAUUAAGUCUGGGGGAAGCACUGUGUGCUGAAACUCUAUUUCUUUGUUUCUUUGUUUUUGAGUCAGUCCUUGCGUCAUUUGGAUGUUUUAUCGAGUCAGUUUAGGAUCGAGUCAGUUAAAACUCUUGUGGGAAUGAGGACCUUGUGAUAUAUUCUUUUAACCACCUCGUGCUCUAACAUUCUUAUCCAGUGACCUUAGCAGUGAUGAAAGAGCCCAUACUUGGACCUGGAACACCCUUCGACCCAUCUCAUUUGACUCUCCAGAAGCUCUCAUCCGAUCAGGUUACACUGGGUAGACUCAACUCCUCCUAACUUGAACCUAAUCUUGACUGAAAUUCUUCUUGUUAUGGGCACUAGAUCAGGGAAACGAGACCAACGCUCAGGACUUCUUAUUCUUUUUACCAAUCUUGCUGAUCCUGAGCGGCUAGCUCAUUUUUAGCUAGUUCCAACCUUCUACCUAAGCCUUUAUUUUCACCCUCAUGCACUCUGUUUUUCAAAGUCAUAUGUGCAGAUAUGUGCAAAAAGGCCGGAGAGGAUAGGAUUGACACAGCCCCUUACUCGUUGACGCCUGACACUCAGAGCAGUCUACAAGAUCAAUCCUAAAAGAAAGGAACAGUCAAAAGCGCAUGAGAACAGUCGACAAGAUCAAUCCUUAAAGAGAGGAACAGUCGAAAGCGCAUGGAACAAUGGCACCCCGUGAGAAACAGAGGAUAGACCCCCAGCGGCUGCAAAUCAUUCGUCCCGAUACCUCUCUCCAUCUCUAU
Brassica rapa (field mustard) is the source of this 2450-nucleotide messenger RNA. RefSeq lists its product as uncharacterized. The record is from RefSeq and is a predicted model, not a curated record. Lineage: Eukaryota; Viridiplantae; Streptophyta; Magnoliopsida; Brassicales; Brassicaceae.